Molecule: messenger RNA, 4975 nt
Organism: Labrus mixtus (cuckoo wrasse)
Lineage: Eukaryota; Metazoa; Chordata; Actinopteri; Labriformes; Labridae
Gene: kmt5aa
Product: lysine methyltransferase 5Aa
Exons: 8
Coding region: 149-1144 (331 amino acids)
Molecular function (GO): protein binding; histone H4K20 methyltransferase activity
Source: RefSeq, a predicted model, not a curated record
AACAUGGAGAAAAACAUGGCGGACAGGAUCUGUGGAGGCUGCAUCGGUUGAGCUUGCUGGCAGUUUAAACAUAACCGUAGGGCACAAAGUCACCGUGAAAGGAGGCCAGUUGGUAGGAAGCGAGAGGAGCAACGAAAACAAGUCGGACAUGAACGGGGAGAUUGUUUGCAGUAGUCAUUCAAUCACUAUCUUAAGCUGCACCAAGUCCAUAUCUCCGGUUCAUGAUGAAAACACCAUCAAGCUGAGGCAGGAGGGAAGGUGCUCGCCAAUAUACUGCCAGCAAACUGAUGCUCAAAGGCAAGGAGAGGGCCGCAGAACAAACACCAUCAGCCUCUCAUCGAAAGACUCCCAGUCAGAUUUCCCAGAGAUGGAGAGCAGCUACAACCAGUGUUCACCCUGCUGGUCAGAUGAAAAAACGCCACUGCAGCUCCAUCGCACUCAGACCUGCCUCCGCUCCUCCACAGAUCUGCCUCUGCCUCUCAGUAACAGUUUAUCACACCCUCCCCUCCACGCCAACAACAGCAGCCCCAUCCACAGCCACCAGAGGAGAGGGGUAUGCUUUAAGGUUAAAGGAAGAAAACCCACCCUAAGAAUCACGGGGGGGAAAAACUCCCAAAACCGAAAAGUUACUGACUACUUUCCAAUACGACGAAGCUCAAGAAAAAGUAAAACAGAGUUGAAGUGUGAAGAAAAGAAGCACAUAGACGAACUCAUCACAAAGGGAAUAGAAGAAGGAAUGGAGGUGCAGUAUAUAGAAGGAAAGGGGAGAGGAGUGUUUGCGACACGAUGUUUCCAGAAAGGCGAGUACGUGGUGGAGUAUCACGGUGAUCUGCUGCAGAUCACUGACGCCAAGCAGAGGGAGGCUGAAUACGCUCAAAACCCGGCAACAGGCUGCUACAUGUACUACUUCCAGUACCUCUGCAAAACUUACUGUGUGGAUGCCACAAAAGAGACUGAUCGAAUGGGUAGGCUGAUAAAUCACAGUAAAAAUGGAAACUGCCAAACCAAACUCCACGACAUCAACGACGUCCCCCACCUCAUUCUCGUUGCUUCUCGAGACAUCGACGAGGGCGAGGAGCUUCUGUACGACUACGGAGACCGCAGUAAAGCCUCCAUCGCUGCUCACCCUUGGCUCAAAUAUUGAUCCAGGGCUCCUCUUCAAAAAAAGAAGAAGAAGAAAAAGGGAAACGUACAGUAACACUCAUGUUUCUCUUUCGUUAGUGUACAAAAUGCCUUAGAAACAGAAUGUGUACCCUUUUUGUUCUAGUAUCGAGGAGAUGGGGGAGGGGCGGGGGGGGGGGGUACUUAUCACAUUUUGGUUGAGGUCCCAUGACUUCAGUACUUUUUAUUUAUGUGUAUAUGAAACCUUCUGGUUGUUUUGCAGCACAUUUAUUUUGUACAUUUUGUAUUAGAGCAAUGCUUCUACAGCAUGCAGGUGGUAGUUAACGCUCUGCAUUUUUAUACCGCUUUUUCUUAAUUAGUAGUUAGCAAUACUUGUAUUUAAGGCCCCGACGUCCUGAUUGGGAAAAGCGUACGAGAUACUAAUAACAAAACCCUUUAAAAAAAAAAAAAAAAAAAAACUGUUCGAAUGGGGUUUGAUUUCAGACAUCAAUACUCACAUUGUUUUUAGUGGGAGUGUAAACGUUGAGCAGAUUCAUGGCUUAUUUUGCAUAUGUGGGUCUGAAUAACACACAACAUUCAAAUGGCUGUUGAAUAAUGUAAUGGAUUUUUCAAGUGUUGAAUAACAGAUGUGAAACUUGAUACACAGGAAUACAUCAAAAAUCAAUUUUACUGCAUCUACAUGCUUUUCUUUUAGUUGAGUUUUAUAUUUUUCCAAAAUAUUGUAUUUUUAAUUAAGAAAAAUAAUAACUUGAAUUACUCAAUCACUGACUGUAUUAUCAUUCCAAAGUUUUGUCAAAUACCUAAAGAAUAGUUUUUACGUUCACUUUAUAUUUUCAAAUUUAGAACAGCAAAAAUUUAUCAGUUUUCUUAAAUGAUUAGCAAAUAAUUUAACAAACACUUCGGAUAGCUGAUUUGAGUGCAGUUUUCUUUCAUUCUUUUAAACAGUCGACUUAAAGGCGUCAGAGGCUGGACUUGUUACAUUAUUUUUUACAAAGACAUAGGGAAGUUAUAAUAAGGUAAAUUCAAUCUACUUACAUCAAUGGACACCCUUAAGUCCUGUUUAAUUCACUUAAAUAUUCAUGAGCUCACAAUUCUCUAUCACUGCACUUUGUAAAUAUAUUUAUUUGCUUGCUGUUGUGAACCCACAUUUCACAUUUUUUGUAUACUCUUUCCCUUACUGGUAGAAAAAAAUUAACUCAUUUCUCUACGUUUAAUUUCAUAUAUAAUCAGAGUGUCUAACCUGACAAAUUGUCUUAAAAUGAUCCCAAUUUAAAUGUCCAUUCCCCAGCCUUGAUAUAUGAACUAAAUGCUGCUUUAUAUCCUCCAUAUGUAUAGGCAUAGAGGUUUAAUCUUCUUUUUUCAACCUACAAAGUGGACACCUCUAAACCCAAAAUGUAAAACUCUUCUACUUAAGCAUGGGUUUUGUUUAUGUCACAUAUUACUUUAAUAUUUUCACACAAACAAAACAAGGUGUCUUUGGGUUCAGACCAGGUCCGCUGGAUCAGGUCUAAAAUGGGUCUGGUGAACUUUUACACUCCUGAUGUUCAAACAGGAUAAACAGGUCUUUCUAUACCACGCUGUUGUCGUUUACACUGUUAUCACAUUAUUCACAACUACAUGUUCCGUGUGAAAGUAUUGAACUGCUGAACUGCCAACAGGUCUUCUUUUCUUUUAAAACUUUGUUUAUUAAUCUUCAAAGAGUGUUUCACAUGAAUUGUAGCCAGAAGGUCAAAUUUACCCCAAUUUAUUUUAUUAACCUUGACUUGGGUUUGAUUUGUCCUGAACCAGAAAAUCACAAAGACACAUUAUUCUUCUUUCCGCCCAUUUGCAUUCAUAUACUGUAUUUUUUUAAAAUAUAUUUAAUUUCAUAAAUCAUGCUGGCACUCCAUGUACCUAAACUUAGCCGGAAUAAUCACACGACUGUUCAAGUCAACAUGCCACAGAAACAUGCCAGCGCUCCAAUAUUCAUUUUAAACAUUGCUGGAUGAAACAUUUGACCGGUAAUGGUUGAAUUCAAUCAAUAAUAAAGCAGCUUAGAGCAAAGCCAUGUGAUAUUCCAUUUAUUUUUAUUGUAAACAAAUCUCAUUAGAAGAGAGAAAAAAACAACAAUCAACAUGUUAGACUGUUUCUCAAUACUGUACAACUUCCUGUCUGUGGCCAUGAGCCUGUUGGUUCCUCCUGCAGACAUCCUCAAAAACAAACACUACCUUAUAAAUAGUGUCGUUUUAAGAAGGCUAACAUAUUUUCAAAAAACAGCUGUUCACUGUAGUUUAAUGACAGUAGUUAUUAUUUCACAGGAGAAAAUGAAGUAGCACAAUUUAAAAACCCAUGUGCACAUGCAGUUCAUCAUUUAUCUUCUUUAUUUGUAUCUAGUUGUCUUCCACUAAGUGCUGAUUGAGUUGUUAUCUAAAUUAUCAUGGAUUGUUUUAAAUACGAGUUUGGUAUUAAAAUUCUGGAGCUCAAUGUUUUUUAACAGACCGGAUGAUUAAAUGAUUGAUGGCGCCCUCCUGUCUGUGGUAAAAAAAAUAGAGCCACAGCUACAAUAUGUUUAGCUAAGCUUAGCAUGAAGAAAUGGGGAACAGCUAGCCCUGCUUACUACAAGAGCUAAAGAAAAACCAUCUCUAUAUCUAAACCUCCUAAGCUAAAGAGAUGUUGUAUUUUAAUUGUAAAAUCUGAAUGGAUAGUAAAAACACAUUUCCCAGUUCAACUCGUAGGUCAGGACCAGUAAUGAAUUUGUAUAUGGAACUUUUGAAGUAGGUCAAACCAUACACCAUUAUGUAAUAAUACUGAUACUUCAGAUUUUUUUUUUGUAAAUACUUUGCUCUUUAAUUGCUGAACUACUAAAGUGACAUAGGAAAUGAGGCAGACUUCAGGCUUGUUAAUGAAAUGAAGGAUUUUGUUCUCAGAAAAUGAUCCACAAAAAGCUGUCAAUAUCUAACAUCAAAUACUUCAUUCAGAGCACCUGUGAGGAAAUCUGUUUGUGUGGACGUUGGCGCCGCCUGUGGACAAAGUUUGUAGUCCUAUCAAGAACACAUGUAAUAAGAUGUGGUCGACUUUAGAUGUUUGUAACUGGAUCAGGUUGCUCAAACCCAGUUUUGCUUUCUUAAAUCAUAACAGAAGUAUAAUGAAUUUAAUCCUGGAUUAAAAAUGUCAAGUAAACACUUCCAUCCCAAUAAUAGUUCAGUACAUAAACCCCUUCUAAAAAGGGGCGAUGUCUUCUAUAAACAUAGGUUUUAUGAUUAAGAACAUGUUCAUUUGUGAGCAUUAGAGAUGUUUUUAGGCUCAGAUUGUGUCUUAGGACAGCUAUCUGUUUCUCUCAGCUCAUAACCUCCCACUACAGGCUCAAAUUCAACUGAUAUACUGUACAUGCUAUUGGUAUCAGUCUUUUUCUUUUAACUCCGAGCAACAAAGCAAAUAACUAUCUCUGCCAAAAUAUCAACCUUUUUUUUAAGCCCUUGAAAUUAUAUUGAAUUCUUUUUUCUUUCACAAGUGUUCAGACUUCAUGAAAUGCCCCCCAGUCGAAGUCUUAAGGUUUUCAAAGUAUAUUCAGUACUUGUUUGACAUCAAAGACUUUUUGAAAAUGACCUCGAAACAAGUAUCAUCAGUGUUAAUUAAAAAAAAGAGACCAGAGACUUUUCAACAUUCCCCUGCCACCUCUUACUGUAGCAUUGUUGAAUUGAAACGUUUUUAUUGAGCAGAGGAUCAUUUCAUUCUUUAUGUAGAACAAAUGCAAUAAUACCAGACCUGUUGGCCAUUUUAGGAAAAAUAUCUCUUUGCUGUUGUAGCGUUGAAUAAAUCUUAAUGCUGGGGUUUGGUCUUUGAUGAAUAAAGAUGUAAUAUGCAAGGAACACAA